Messenger RNA from Puma concolor (puma), 1062 nucleotides. It is a transcript of the gene CB1H4orf17, whose product is annotated as chromosome B1 C4orf17 homolog. Lineage: Eukaryota; Metazoa; Chordata; Mammalia; Carnivora; Felidae. The record is from RefSeq and is a predicted model, not a curated record.
AUGAGCCUCAAGUCCCCAAUGUCUGCUCCUCAGUUUGAGAGCAAAUGCAGCCAUAUUAUGGCUAGAAAUGGAGGUUGUUUUCUAGUCCGGCACACCCCUCAUCCCAGAAGGGUGUGCCACAUCAAAGGUUUGAAUAACAUUCCCAUCUGUACUGUGAAUGAUGAUGAGAACUCACUGGGAACAUUGUGGGGUGUUGGCCAGUUCAACCACUUAGAGAAGGAUGAGACACCAUUUGCCAAAUGCGGUUACCCACCCAGCACUGCGAACCUGGAGAGUCCUGUCAGAGAAGUCACACCGGCUCCAAACCAUAUCAAAAUGCCCCCUCGGCCUCAUUCUGAGCCCUGCAGAAAAAUCAGAGAGUGCUUCAAAACUUCCAGUGAGAAUCCCUUAGCAAUUAAAAAGGAAGAAAUUAAGGUAAAAAAGCCACUGUCACCUCCAAAGUCAUGCUCUACUGCUGGCUCUUGUUCUUCAGAGGUGAUGAGUACCAAGACCGACGUCAAAGAGAACACCAUUUGCAUACCAAACUAUCUGGAUCAGGAAAUCAAAAUUCUGGCAAAGCUCUGUAACGUUUUACGUACUGAUUCCCUGGCGGAAGUUCUACAGUGGCUGGUUCAUGCCAGCACAAAAGAAAAAGAGUGGAUCUCAGCUUUGAUUCAUGCUGAAAUGGCUGAGAUAAAUUUGUUGACUCAACGAAGAAACAUCUCAGCAGAACUAGCAACAAAGAGUAGGAAGCCACCCAAAGUUAAAUCGCCCCCAAAUUUACCUGCAAAAUCUGAAGUACUGACCAAAUCGAGGGAAAGACAGCAACCAGCCAGAGUGUCAAGUCAAGGAUCUGAAGGAAAUAAGGAAGUACCAAAAGAGGCUGAACACAGGCCUCCAUUUUUUAUAAGAAGAAAUAAGAUGAAAAUGCCCAUUGCAGAAUAUUUCAGCAGACCAAAAUCUCCUCCCAGGCCUAAAACUCAGGAAAUCAUAUCAACAAAACCAAUGUCAGCAAGAAGUAUACACCAAGGAUGCACUCUCUCUCCCCAGAGAGCAUUUUAUCCUUUAACAUCCCAAAGGUAG